AUGUCAUAUACUGAGAAAGAUUAUCAACGACUAGAAAAUGAAGUGUCAUAUAAUGAUGUUUCCACUGAGACUUUACAACCAACGCUGGACUCAUCGGUGAUUGUGGAUGACUCACCUCAAUCGAUUCCAUCCAAUAAAAUAUGUUUUUGUUCAACGUUGGUCUUUACAAUCAAUUUUGUGUCAUCGAUUCUUAUUAUUAAUUUAUCAAAAUGGAUUUAUGUCAAACAUCAUUUUCCAAAUUUGACGUUAACAACGAUCAAUUUUUUUACCUCAUUCGUCCUUCUCUAUCUUUGUUUACUAGCCAAACUAUUCACUUACAAACGAUUGCCAAUCAUCCGUAUGUUGCCUGUUUCAGUAUGUUUCGCUGGAUUCAUUGCUUUCGGAAAUCUUUCAUUACAAUACAACACUGUUGGAACAUAUCAACUCAUUAAAUUACAAGUAACGCCAACUGUCAUGCUGAUCAGUUGGUUAUAUUUUAAAUCUCGCUAUUCUUUACCAAUUGUACUUUCUUUUAUACCCGUUUUGAUCGGAACAUUGGUCAGUACUUACUAUGACUUGCAAUUUAAUAUAUUCGGUCUCAUAUGUGCCGGUGCAUCAGUAGUCUUUACUGCUAUCAAUCAAAUUCUUGUUGAACAUUAUCAAAAAGAAUACGAUUGUAAUUCUUUACAAUUAUUAUUCUAUCAAGCACCACUUUCGGGUGUUUUAUUAUUGACUGUUAUUCCAUAUUUUGAACCGCUAGAUAAUCUUCCAAGAAUAAUGAAUUCGAACACGAUAUUACUUGUGCUACUCUGUGGUUUCAUAGCAUUUUUUGUGAAUAUUAGUGUGUUUUGGGUGAUUGGCAAUCUAUCUGCUGUUGCGUAUAAUAUGAUUGGUCAUUCGAAAACUUUAUUGAUCAUAUUCAUCGGUUCUAUUCUGUUUCAUGAGCCAUUCAAUCAACGACAAAUGGCCGGGUUAGGGUUUACUAUGUGUGGUGUUUUGAUGUAUUCGUAUUUCAAAUAUGGUCGAGCAGUAUCAUCGCCAUCUCAAUAG
Adineta ricciae is the source of this 1029-nucleotide messenger RNA. Lineage: Eukaryota; Metazoa; Rotifera; Eurotatoria; Adinetida; Adinetidae. The record is from the annotation of a GenBank genome assembly.